Messenger RNA from Diceros bicornis minor, 1392 nucleotides. It is a transcript of the gene SLC38A11, whose product is annotated as solute carrier family 38 member 11. Gene Ontology annotation, molecular function: amino acid transmembrane transporter activity. The record is from RefSeq and is a predicted model, not a curated record. Gene Ontology annotation, biological process: amino acid transmembrane transport. The transcript is spliced from 12 exons. NCBI's taxonomy places the organism in Eukaryota, Metazoa, Chordata, Mammalia, Perissodactyla, Rhinocerotidae. The coding region runs from base 1 to 1392 and encodes 463 amino acids.
AUGGGCUACCAGGGACAGCAGCCCGUCGUCCCGCCGCAGAGCAAUCUAGAUGACAGAGAAACCCUCGUUUCUGAACAUGAGCACAAAGGGAAAACUUGUCGUCAGUCGGCUGCUGUUUUUAAUGUUGUCAAUUCGAUUAUAGGAUCUGGUAUAAUAGGAUUGCCUUAUUCGAUGAAGCAAGCUGGCUUUCCUCUGGGAAUAUUGCUUUUAUUCUGGGUUUCAUAUGUUACAGACUUUUCCCUGGUUUUAUUGAUAAAAGGAGGGACUCUCUCUGGAACAGACACUUACCAGUCUUUGGUCAAUAAAACCUUCGGCUUUCCAGGGUAUCUCCUCCUCUCAGUUCUACAGUUUUUGUAUCCUUUUAUAGCUAUGAUAAGUUACAACAUAAUAACUGGAGAUACUUUGAGCAAAGUUUUCCAAAGAAUCCCAGGAGUUGAUCCUGAAAACGUAUUUAUUGGUCGCCACUUCAUUAUUGUGCUUUCCACGGUUGCCUUUACUCUGCCUUUGUCUUUGUACCGAGAAAUAGCAAAGCUUGGAAAGAUCUCUCUUAUUUCUACAGUUUUAACAACUCUGAUUCUUGGAAUUGUAAUGGCAAGGGUAGUUUCACUGGGUCCGUACAUACCAAAAACAGAAGAUGCCUGGGUAUUUGCAAAGCCCAACGCCAUUCAGGCUGUUGGUGUUAUGUCGUUUGCAUUUAUUUGCCACCAUAACUGCUUCUUAGUUUAUGGUUCUUUGGAAGAACCCACAGUAGCUAAGUGGUCGCGCAUCAUCCAUGUGUCCACCUUGGUUUCUGUAUUUAUCAGUAUUCUCUUUGCUACAUGUGGCUACUUGACAUUUACUGGCUUCACACAAGGAGACUUAUUUGAAAAUUAUUGCAGAAAUGAUGACCUGGUAACAUUUGGAAGGUUUUGUUAUGGAGUCACAGUCAUUUUGACAUACCCAAUUGAAUGCUUUGUGACUAGAGAGGUAAUUGCUAAUGUGUUUUUUGGCGGGACUCUUUCAUCAGUUUUCCACAUUAUUGUAACAGUGGUUAUCAUUACUGUUGCCACACUUGUGUCAUUGCUGAUUGAUUGCCUUGGAAUAGUUUUAGAACUCAAUGGUGUCCUCUGUGCGGCUCCUUUAAUUUUUAUCAUUCCAUCAGCAUGUUAUCUGAAACUGUCUGAAGAACCAAGGACCCACUCAGAUAAGAUUAUGUCCUGUGUCAUGCUUCCCAUUGGUGCUGUGGUGAUGGUCGUUGGAUUCAUCAUGGCCGUCACAAACCCUCAAGACUGCACUCACGGGCAGGAAAUGUUCUAUUGCUUUCCUGACAAUUUCUCCUUCACAAACAUCUCAGUUUCUCAUUUUCAGCUGACAACACAACUUUCAGUUUUAAACAUCAGUAUCUGUCAGUGA